Molecule: messenger RNA, 783 nt
Organism: Ogataea philodendri
Lineage: Eukaryota; Fungi; Ascomycota; Pichiomycetes; Pichiales; Pichiaceae
Exons: 1
Coding region: 1-783 (260 amino acids)
Source: RefSeq, a predicted model, not a curated record
AUGGACGAUAGAAUAGACACUUUGACAGAGCAGAUCUCCGGGCUGGAGCACGAUGUGGAAAACGAACAAUUUUGGGACCGUGUAGGCGCCGUGCUUGACGACGUAUUUGCCCAGCAGAAGGCUCUAGUGAUUCAGCGACUGCGACAGGAGCUGAAACAGCGGACGGCCGAGUGCAGGUCCCGUCUGGACGGGAUCGGACAGCAGCAGCUACGGAUCAAAGAGAUGUUGUCUUUGGGGCAGGUGCUGGAGACGGAAAAUACAAUUGAAUCCAAGGUCCAGGAACUGCGCCGGCUGAAACUGCAGCUGGGACGGCUGCAGAGAGAGUACAAGCCGGAACUGAAGCCUGGGCGGGCGAAAAUUACAUCCCGAGCAGGCCGGGCAGCGGAAAUCCCAGACAGCGUGCGAAAUUACCGGCUGCCACGGGGUCCCCGUCAAAAUAAAAGCUUGAGUGUUCGGCAGCUGUACGAGGCGUGGUUUGUGGGAAACGCAAGCACCCCAGACAAGAUGCCGAUCCGGACGCUGUUGCAGCAGUACCCGCAAUGGAGCUCUACAGAAACCACCUAUUUCAACCGGCUGCAGCGUGUGGCUCGGUUGUUGGAGCUGGUGGCGGGUGAGGAAGGGGACGUGGCUGGUGCGGUUGCAAGAGUAGAAGCCUACAUGGCAAAAGAAAAGAUCCCGGGCAUCAACGCAUUGUCGGAUCAAUGUUCGAAACAGAAAGGCGCGCCCGGAAUGGCACAGGUGGUGGAGCGGGUUAGGGAAACUAAGGGCUCGGAGUUAAAUUGA